Messenger RNA from Nymphaea colorata (pocket water lily), 2713 nucleotides. RefSeq names its product probable ADP-ribosylation factor GTPase-activating protein AGD14. Gene Ontology annotation, molecular function: GTPase activator activity. The transcript has 14 exons. Lineage: Eukaryota; Viridiplantae; Streptophyta; Magnoliopsida; Nymphaeales; Nymphaeaceae. Bases 426 to 2453 code for a protein of 675 amino acids. The record is from RefSeq and is a predicted model, not a curated record.
GGAUUCGGGAAGAACUGAACCGUCCAACCCCUCACCAUUUCAAGCCUCCCUCCCUCACCGUAUUGUUCCUCUUCCUCCCUCACGGCGCUCCUCCUUCCCCACCGGCGACCCGCCGAUUGACCUGUCUGCUGCGUCCCUGUUAGAGGUGACUGGGACGACGGGCGACAGCCGGUGACUUCGCCGGGAGGGAGGGCGCGUCGUCGGUCACUAUCUGCGGGGAGGAAACCUAAGCGCGUUACUCCUAUAUAAGAUCCAAUUCUCUCUCUCUCUCUCUCUCACUGUCUCUCUCUUUUCCCGGACCAAGUGAGGGUGUGGCAAACAGGGCUUUCGACGUCUCUCGCUACCCGUCCGCCGAGGUGCUGAGCUGGUUUAGUUGAGGAGGAUUUCGCUGGCUUCCCUUGCAGUUUUUACCCACAUAUUGAAAGAUGAGUAGCAGAAAGGAGGAAGAAAGGAAUGAGAAGAUUAUACGAGGUCUUAUGAAGCUUCCUCCUAACAGGCGAUGCAUCAAUUGCAAUAGCCUGGGGCCACAAUAUGUUUGUACAAAUUUUUGGACAUUUGUUUGUACAACAUGCAGCGGAAUACACCGUGAAUUUACACAUCGCGUAAAGUCAGUGUCCAUGGCAAAGUUCACCUCCCAGGAAGUUGAAGCCCUUCAGAGAGGUGGCAAUCAGCGUGCUCGUGAAAUUUAUUUGAAGGAUUGGGACACACAGAGGCUUGGUUUUCCUUCGAUCAGUAAUGUUGAUAGAAUCAGGGAAUUUAUAAAGAAUGUGUAUGUGGAUAAGAAGUUUGCUGGAUCAAGAACAUCUGACAAGCCUCCAAGGGAUACUGUGAGCCAACGGAAUAAUGAUGUUGACAAUAGGCGAGCUAGCUCUUAUCAUUCUUAUUCCCAAAGUCCACCAUAUGAACAUGAAUAUGAAGAGCGCCGUUAUGGGAAGCAACCUGCAAUGCUCAGCAGGAAGCCUGGCUCAGACCGUGUACAAUAUGAGGGGAAAAUCUCUAGCUUUAUAUACAGCCCAGGCCGACUGAGUGACCAUGUCAUGUACGAGGACAGGUUUGCCAAUGAAGGCCUUGGUGUGAAUCCUGUGGAUUACUCAGGCUCUAGCCAUGGUCACCGAAGGUCUGAUGUCCAAUCACCUAAUUUUCAGAAGGAAACUGGAUUCAACAGUCCUCCUGUGCGUGCUGUUAGAGACAUAUUGGCUGACGAUAGGAACUUGCCAACAGCAUCCAGAUCUUCUGAGGAUAAUUCCAGGAGGGCGGCUGGUGAUGUAACUCGUCCACAGAAAACUAUGUCUACUGGCAGUUUUGGUUCUAUUGACAGCAACUCAAUGUCCUUGAAGCCUGUUGUUUCAUCCAGCUUAAUAGAUAUAAACUUUGACAGUGGGCCGGUUCCUGGGCCUCAACAGAAUAGGCCAUCUUUCAACCCAACCUUUUCACAGACUGUUCCAUCAAGUUCUGCAAGUCAGAACCCAUUUGAUUUCCCUUCAACAAAUUCUGCUACUUCAGUUGAUCUAUUUGCUGAUGUUUCUCAGCAGCAGAGUUCAGCUGUUAUGCCAUCAAUAGAUCUUUUCGCGAAUGUCAACCAGCAACAGCUGUCUCCUGCCCCAUCUACUGAUCUAUUUGGUAAUGUCAUGCAACCGAAGUUAUCUUCUAUCUGCUCACAGCAGAAACUACCUUCUACUUCUUUCACAGACAGUGAAGGAUGGGCUACGUUUGAUUCCCCACAGCAGCUGCCACUGGCACCUGAAAUGAAAAGCAUAUCCAUAGUCAUGACAUCCAGGGAGGUAACGUUACAGCAACAGUUUGAAGCCUUUUCAUCUGAAAAUGACAGGACACAUCUGCCAUCUGAUCCAAGUUCUAAUGGUCCUUCAGGGUCCCAAUGGAACGCAUUUGAUGCUGCUAGUGGUGGCAAUCUACCAGUCCCCUCGGGAGGUUCAGUUACACAAGGUGAACCUGCAGUUCAUACUGUUUUGCCUACUGCAACUGCCAAUCAGUUAUGGAAUUCUAUAUCCAUUGAGGAAUUAACAACCACAAGAUACCAAAGUUCACUUAUGAAAGAUGGACCUUCUGUAAAUAGUUUCACAAAUAAUAGUGUGGUAUCAGCAUCAUCAUUUCCGUUGUCCGGAACUCCUUUCAUGGGAGAUGAAUCAUCAGAUUUCAAGAGCGUGAAAUCCACAAACCCAUUUGAUCUUCCUUAUGAUUCUGAUGGGGGAGAGAACAAUGUGUUCUUAGACAUGGGAUCUCUACAAGCAGCCCUGCCAAAUCCACAAUUACCAAAUAAUUUCGUGAGUGGGUUGAAUCCUUCAUGGUUUCCUCCAGGCUCGGUCCCGCCUUGUAUGCCUCCUGCAUCCCAAGGAAGCACAACCUUUAUUGGCGGUCAAGCACCACCUUCGCAACUUCUAAACUUGCCGACCCAAGGUCCUGUUGCUCCUCUCGGUGGCAAUCCAUUUGCUUAGGAUGAUGAACUGACCAAUGCUUUGCUUCUAUACCUGCUGCUGUGGAUCAACUGGAUUGGUUCGUAGCGUUGUACUCCCGUAUGGGAAAUCAGGCUUGUCGAGUGCGUCUGUAUUUGCAUUUGUUUCGUGGCGUGCUUGUUGUAUAUUAAUUUUGCCAAUUAGCUUUCAUGCCAUAUUUGGUUCCUAGGGUCCAGCUUUGUGCCUUUGAACGAUAUUCUUUGAGGGUAGUAUAAAUCAAAGUAAGAACUUUGUCUGUCGCA